Salvia splendens (bonfire salvia) is the source of this 804-nucleotide messenger RNA. RefSeq lists its product as uncharacterized. The coding region runs from base 1 to 804 and encodes 267 amino acids. NCBI's taxonomy places the organism in Eukaryota, Viridiplantae, Streptophyta, Magnoliopsida, Lamiales, Lamiaceae. The transcript has a single exon. The record is from RefSeq and is a predicted model, not a curated record.
AUGGGAGAAUCGAGCAAUUUUGCACAACCGAGCAUACCAAAAUUCGAUGGGGAUUACGAUCAUUGGAGCCUUCUCAUGGAGAAUCUUCUCAGAUCAAAGGAGUACUUCGAUGUGGUGAAAGAUGGAGUAGAAGAACCUGUCAAUGAAGAAGUGCUGACCGAAGCACAGAAGAAGACUCUUGCUGAUGCAAGAUUAAAAGAUCUGAAGGCUAAGAAUUAUUUGUUCAGUGCUAUUGACAAAUCAAUUCUUAAGACAAUCACCUUGAAAGAAACCUCAAAGCAGCUGUGGGAUUCAAUGAAGACUAAGUAUCAAGGAAAUGCACGAGUAAAGCGUGCACAAUUGCAGACAUUGAGGAGAACGUUUGAAUUGCUAGAGAUGAAGAAUGGAGAAUCCAUCUCCAAUUACUUCACAAGGGUGAUGAUGGUGGCCAAUGAUAUGAGAAAUAACGGUGAUGAUAUGCAAGAUGUCAAGAUUGUGGAAAAAAUCUUGCGUACCUUAACCGAAAACUUCAAUUACAUAGUGUGUUCAAUUGAAGAAUCCAAAGAUAUUGACAGCCUAUCAGUCGAUACUUUGCAGAGCUCAUUACUAGUACAUGAGCAGAAAAUGAGAAAGCCGAGCAAUGUAGCAGAGGAGCAGGUGCUCAAAGUCUCUCAUGAAUAUCGAGGUGGCAGAGGCAGAGGAAGAGGGUUUAGCCAAGGAAGAGGAAGGUUUAACAAAGCAACAGUGAAUGCUUCCGAUGUCAUAAGCUCGGACAUUUUCAAUAUGAAUGUCCGAUGGAGGGUAAGGCGAAUUAUGCAGAGAUAG